Messenger RNA from Aptenodytes forsteri (emperor penguin), 1963 nucleotides. RefSeq names its product collagen type VIII alpha 1 chain (gene COL8A1). The transcript has 7 exons. Gene Ontology annotation, molecular function: protein binding. Bases 315 to 1808 code for a protein of 497 amino acids. Lineage: Eukaryota; Metazoa; Chordata; Aves; Sphenisciformes; Spheniscidae. The record is from RefSeq and is a predicted model, not a curated record.
GAGCACUUUCUCAGUCCUCCACUCUUUUGAGCCAGUGAUCUUCUCUCCUUGGAUCUUGUAUACUCAAGAAAGGAGAAAAUACAGAUUGUCAGAAUCCUUCAAAUUUGAUACUCAGCACUGUUAGAUCUCUUCAUUACUGGAUGCUGAGUCUGGAUAUCAGAACUGGUACAGUGAAGUACUCUCCUAUUAAGCUGAGGGACCAACUUAAAAUCAACAAAGUAACAACGGGCCUAACGCAAUCAGGAAAUCUAGGUCUCUUAAAGUGAAAAGCAAACAACUGUCCUUCUUCUGCCCUUUCCCGAAAUCUAAAUGUGAUGGCCGUGCUGCUCUUCCCUGUGCAGCUGCUGGCAGUGGCUGUCACCAUUUACCUAGAGCUGGUGAGGUCUGCUCAAGGCGGCGUCUACUAUGGGAUCAAGCAGCUGCCACACCAGGUGCCCCAGUACCAACCCCUUGGACAACAAGUACCUCACAUGCCACUGGGCAAAGAAGGCAUCGCGAUGCAGCACAUGGGCAAGGAGGUGCCCCAUAUGCAGUAUGGGAAAGAGUACCCCCAUCUGCCUCAGUACAUGAAGGAGGUCCCGCAGAUGCCUCUGCUCGGCAAGGACAUGGCUCCCAAGAAAGAGAAAGUAGAAAUACCCAUACGCAGUCUGAGGGGCGAGCAAGGUCCCCCCGGUGAGCCUGGACCAAGAGGGCCACCGGGGCCACCAGGAUUACCGGGUCACGGUGUGCCAGGAGCCAAAGGAAAACCAGGCCCGCAAGGGUAUCCAGGAAUUGGGAAGCCAGGUUUGCCGGGGAUGCCGGGGAAACCGGGGGCCAUGGGGCCCCCAGGGCCGAGAGGGGAGAUGGGGCCAAAGGGGGAGGUCGGGCCCAUGGGGAUACCCGGGCCACAAGGACCGCCAGGGCCCCACGGGCUUCCCGGCAUAGGGAAGGCGGGUGCUCCGGGGCUGCAGGGACAGCCGGGGCCGAAGGGCGAGCCCGGGAUGAAGGGGCCCCCGGGAGCCCCUGGGAUCCCAGGACCAAAAGGGGAGAAGGGCAUCGGGAUCCCGGGUUUGCCGGGGCUGAAAGGUCCACCCGGGCUGCCUGGCCCCCCCGGCCCCGUGGGGCUGCCGGGGGUCGGUAAGCCGGGCAUGGUCGGCUUCCCCGGCCCGCAGGGCCCCCUGGGCAAACCCGGACCCCCAGGAGAGCUGGGGCUGCAGGGGCCCCCAGGGGUCCCCGGGAUCCAAGGCCCUCCCGGCCUGCCUGGCGUUGGCAAACCUGGCCAGGAUGGCAUCCCCGGCCAGCCGGCGCUCACCACCCCCCCCGCGCCGCCGGCCGUGGGACAGUACCUGCCCGAGGUGGGGCCGGGGAUAGACGGCGUCAAGCCCCCCUACGGCUACAUGGGCAAGAAGGGCAAGGCUGGCGGCGCCGUCUACGAGAUGCCCGCGUUCACGGCGGAGCUCCUCACCCCCUUCCCCCGGGUCGGGGUGCCCGUGAAGUUCGACAAGCUCCUCUACAACGGCCGGCAGAACUACAACCCCCAGACGGGGAUCUUCACCUGCGAGAUCCCCGGCGUCUACUACUUCGCCUACCACGUCCACUGUAAAGGGGCCAGCGUCUGGGUGGCGUUGUUCAAGAACAACGAGCCGCUGAUGUACACCUACGACGAGUACAAGAAGGGCUUCCUGGACCAGGCUUCGGGCAGCGCCGUUGUCCAGCUGAUGCACGGAGACAAGGUUUACGUUCAAAUGCCAUCCGAGCAGGCGGCAGGACUCUAUGCCGGGCAGUACGUUCAUUCGUCUUUUUCAGGAUAUUUAUUGUAUCCCAUGUAAAACAAAAACCAGACACACGCACAUACACACAAAAUCAAAACCUUUCUUCUCUGCUUCAAACUUUUAUACCAUGAAAGAUGCAUUUUAUGACUGUUUCGGACCAUCUUGUAUUAAAAAAAAAAAUACAAAGUUCAACAUUAUGCACAGCUAGUUAU